Messenger RNA from Coprinopsis cinerea okayama7#130, 2625 nucleotides. RefSeq names its product other/FunK1 protein kinase. The transcript is spliced from 6 exons. NCBI's taxonomy places the organism in Eukaryota, Fungi, Basidiomycota, Agaricomycetes, Agaricales, Psathyrellaceae. The record is from RefSeq and is a predicted model, not a curated record. Bases 1 to 2625 code for a protein of 874 amino acids.
AUGCCUCCCGCUACCCAUCCACUGAAGACUCCCCGUCGUAAGCCACGGGGAAAGGUCGAUCGCUUCACAACUCUUCUCCAAGAAACGCCACGACGCUCAACCACCAAUGCAAAUGCCGAUACUACAACCACGCUCCUCCGUGCCAAUCUUGGACAAUUCAUGAACGCUGAGAUGUUCGCGUGCGAACCUGAGGAUUUCAUUAUCCACUACCUUCCGAUGUGCGAGGAUGACGAGGUCCAGGAGACUCUCAAGCUCUUGAAGGACAGAGGGAUCCUGGUACCACGGCUGCUCCCGACGGAAGAUGAGAAGGUCGAACAGGGAACGCAAGCAGCCGACUCAACUGAUUCAGGAUCGGAGAGAGAGGCGUACGAUCACGUUCUAAGCUGUUUCAUGAAAUCUCCCAAGGUGCUCAAGGACACGUACGAAAGCUUGAAGAGACAAGGUCUCGCCGACGCUGCUCAGGCUGUCGACGAGAAGUCAGUGUUUGACAAGAUAGCCACAAUCGACGAUCAGAUUCGCACAACGCUCGCCAAAGUGAAAGGGGUAAAGGCAAACGAAUAUUUCAUUCGCAUGUGCCCAGAUGCUCGCCUCAAAGGUGUUCUCCCUGGAUGCAAUCACAGGAUUGACGCAAGUAUGACGAAGAAAAGGGGAGGACGCCUCCGAGUCACCGACGUCGCCGUUCCAUUCGAGUUCAAGUUGAAUCGCACUGAGGGAGAUGCCCAAGGGAACGCAGAGCAACUUCUGUCUCACGUGAAUUACACGAUGAAUGAAGAUGUUCGACGAGUCUUUGUGCUUGGGAUUACCGUUGAAGAUGACCGGGUAUCAUUGUGGUACUUCUCUCGCUCCCACUCUAUGAAAGCAAGGUCCUUCAGUAUUAUCGAGAAUGCCAACUUAUAUGUUAAAGUUAUGAUCGCUUUGGCGAUUGCUACGGAGGCGCAACUGGGAUAUGACCCUCUCGUCACUCACAUCCAGGGCAACCACUACAUCUACAAGUUCCCGGCGGACGAUACACGAUCAGAGGACGAAUACUACUACACACUCCAAUGCCUUUCGCACGAUCGAACCCUCCGCCUUACAGGUCGCUCCACUCGUAUUUGGAAGGUCAGACGCGUACCAUCACCCACCCUCCACCGCCGCUUGUUUGGAACAGAAGAGAUGGUGCUGAAGGACGUAUCCCUCGAUGCGUAUGCUCCAACAGAGGGGGAGAUACAAAGGGCUCUUUUCUCGGAUAUUGAUGCCUUUGGGGAGACAGAAUGGCGCGAGCAUGUUUUACUGAAGGAUUACGCCGAGAGCGACAUAAUGGACAUUGCGGAAGCUCUAGAAGGAGGGAAGUACAGGGAAUUCUUCUCCUGUGUCGAAGCGGAAUAUGUUGGCAACCCUGGUCUGACCCUCUGCCCGUUGGCGUGGUCAGUUCCUGAUCUCUUCCGACUCCCGAAUGAACCGCUGAAUCUUUACCAAUCAUUCCGCAACGCUGCUCCUGCGGACGACACCGAGUCCCAGGCAUUUGGCCCCAGAAGGCAGUGUCGGUUCCUCUACAAAUACGUCUGCACUGCGCUCCAUGACAUUGGAACCCUGGGCGAGUUUUCGGACAUUCUCAAGCAAGGCUUAACACCCCUUCGACUCAUGUUUUGCGCCGGAUGGGUCCAUCGAGAUAUAAGCACAGGAAAUGUCCUUGCCUUCCGGACGAGCCCGAACGACAGAUGGCAAGUGAAGCUUUCCGACCUCGAGUAUGCAAAGCGGUUUCCCCGAGACAAGGACGGAGCCUGCACUGAUCCCAAGACGGGCACCCCUUUCUUCAUGGCGUGCGAGGUCCAGACCCGUCAGUACUUCACCAGAUUGCCGGAGGAGAAGCGGGGACGCAAGAAACAAGGCGAAGUGGCGACUCCGAGUGUACGCAGCGGCGAAGCUCAAACCGUGAGUCACAACUACCAACAUGACAUGGAAUCCUUCUGGUGGAUCUUCGUUUGGGCAUCUUCCUCGCGCGUUAACCAGCGAGACCUUCCGAUGAAGUUUGGAAAACAGUAUUUCCAGCAAAGCAUGGAGGGUAUUUAUGCUGGAGGGCGUCGUUCUCUCCUCCAAAAUCCACUUCACAAGAACGCGGACUUGCUACUCUCCCUGCCCACCCCUUUGAAGUCGUCGUUUUUGAGUGCACUCGAAGACCUGCGCUACAACAUUUAUCUGGCCUACAUGGAACGCAAUGGACCCGAGAAGGCUGACGACAUCUCUACAUAUUCUUGGAUCACUGGAGAUGCGUUCACGAUUUUCUUCGAAACGAUUGAGGAAUUUCGCGCGGAAUGGGAAAGCAUCGAGCUGGUAAUCGAGAGCCACCUUCGGAGCAGGGAUCCAAUGGUCAGGGCUAAAGUGUUGCGAAAGGAUAGUCAGUCGAGCUUCUCGCAGGUUCUGCCGAAAAAGCGAAAGUUUGAAGAAGUUGACCAGGAGUUCGAUGGUAAGACAGAGGGUGUUGGGGCAGAUGAGAGCGAGGUCUUGGUGGAAGCGAUCCCUGUCGUUGAAGGUACAGAGGUAGUUGGAGACGUGCCAGAGGGCUCCGAGACAAGUGAGAAAGACGAGAGAGAGUGCUCGGACGAUGGCUUCGACUCCGGUCCCUCAAAGAGAGCCCGACAUUGA